AUGUCGCAGAAGAGCUCGGCGGAUUCCCCGGAUAUCGAGUCUCUGCAGGAGAGCAUCCUCGUCGAUGCAAAUAACACUGAUAUUAAGACAUGUGUGGUUGAAGAUCAAGAUGUCGAGUCGCAGCUGGCGCUCCGGGUCUCUUCGACAGCAGAUGAAACCGUGAUGGAGAAACAGCUUGGAGCUUCUCAGCAGCAACAUGGCGGAAGCACUUCCUAUUCAGAAGAUGAGCUGGUCUCAGUUGCAUUCCAUGGCUGUGAAAUAGUACAGCAGCUUACAGGAAAGCACUGGGAAGAAAUUCCUACACCUGAAAGAACGGAAUUACCGGAUACCACGGAACCAGAGCGGACACAUGAGUUGGUCAUCAGUAUCGGGUGCAACAAUCAUGAAGCUACUGAUAUGGUGCUCAAAACUGAAUACAUUGUUAGGAUGGUAAUGGAAAAGGAUUUGAAUGGCUUACAAGCAUUUGGAGGUGUACAAGGGGUAGCUAAGGCUCUCAACAGUGAUAUAGCCAAUGGAAUUCCAGGUCAUGAGGAGGACCUCCGUCACCGACGCGCUGCAAUCCUUAAACAUGAGUCGGAGGCUCAUAACAGAAGGUUCAUUUACUUCCUCAGGAAAUCUUACAAUAGUAGCACCAUUUUGCUCCUCCUGAUUUUGGCCAUUCUGUCGUUGGCCUUUGGGAUCAAGGAGAAAGGACUGAGAACGGGUUGGUAUGAAGGCGCCCUUACACUAGGCGCUGUCAUUCUGAUCGUGAUGGUCCAUUCAGUUUGUGAAUUUCGGAAUGAAAGUUCACGUCUGCUGUCGAGAAACCAGCCUUGGCAAAACCAGAAACUGGAAGUUCAUGUUUUAAGAGGGGGACGCCCUCAACCUAUUGGCAUCUGUGAUGUUAUCUCGGGAGACGUUGUGCUAUUAGAGAAGGAAGACCCAGUUCCUGCAGAUGGUUUGCUCAUACCCAUUGACACUAGAUCCUUGGAAGUGAAUGACAAAGCUGAUGCCAUCAUCAAUGAUCAGAAUCCAUUCUUGUUUUAUGGUUCCAAAGUAAUUGAUGGUGCUGGCAAAAUGCUGGUGACCUCAGUCGGUGCCGAGACAAAGUUGGGAAAUAUGUCGAGGAGAGCUCAAACGUCAAAAAGGACACCAGUAGAGAAGCAACUUAACAAGCUGAGCACAAUGAAGCAAAUAAUCAGUGUUGUCAUCUUGAUAAUCAUCAGUGUGGUGCUGUUUUUGCGGUUCAAUCUCAAGAAGGAACAUCAAAACUCGGGCCUGCCAGACUUCGCAGGGAAGCCACAUUCUCUGAAGCAAUUACAUGAAGCUAUAAUGAGAGUUGCUCUAAGACCAUGCGGGAUGUUAAAUAUGCUGACUUCAUUCACUUUGCUACUAGUUGGGAUAGCUGAAGGACUAUCAUUAACAAUCACCAUUGCCAUCACUUGCUGGAACAAGAGGAUGCUAGGUGACAAGACCUUUGCUCAAGAACCUUCCAUUACGGUCACCAUGGCAUCAGUCACAGUUAUCUGCACUGACAAAACAGGAGGACUACCAUUGACGCCACAAGAAGUGGAAACGUGCUGGAUUGGUAAAGAAGUUAUCAGUGAAGAUUCCAAGGUACCGACUUAUGUUAGGGAAGCACUUUGCGAUGGAAUUGGCGCAUCGUCUUUACUAGCAGAGAACAGCCAAACCUCAAUGGAUAACUCAAUCCUUUCUUGGGCCGUAGAGAAAUGGGGACUGAAAAUGGAAACCUGGAAGCAAAUUCACAGUAUUGCUAAGGUCGAACAGCCAACCCACAACGAGAACAUAGUUGCAGCAUUGGUUGGAAAGGAUGGAGGGAAAAGGCGAUUUUUGGAGACAGCAUUGGGAAAAUGCACUCAAACGGUUUCAAAUCCAUCGCAUUUGCUUGUCAGCAAGUUGAUAAAGACGAUAUAA
Rhodamnia argentea is the source of this 1914-nucleotide messenger RNA. RefSeq names its product calcium-transporting ATPase 12, plasma membrane-type-like. Bases 1 to 1914 code for a protein of 637 amino acids. Gene Ontology annotation, cellular component: intracellular membrane-bounded organelle. The record is from RefSeq and is a predicted model, not a curated record. NCBI's taxonomy places the organism in Eukaryota, Viridiplantae, Streptophyta, Magnoliopsida, Myrtales, Myrtaceae. Gene Ontology annotation, molecular function: P-type calcium transporter activity; nucleotide binding. The transcript has 5 exons.